Messenger RNA from Macrobrachium nipponense, 1707 nucleotides. RefSeq lists its product as uncharacterized. The transcript is spliced from 12 exons. NCBI's taxonomy places the organism in Eukaryota, Metazoa, Arthropoda, Malacostraca, Decapoda, Palaemonidae. The coding region runs from base 157 to 1707 and encodes 516 amino acids. The record is from RefSeq and is a predicted model, not a curated record.
CAAAGUAUCCGCUGAAACGAGCAGGUGGAAGAAAGUCCGUCGGACGACAACGUUAAAGUAUUGGGCGGCAGCAAACAUUCUACAGAGACGCCAUCCUCACAUUCGUUUCCUUCGAGUUUAUUUCGUCAACAAGUGGUGUCCAGCAGAGCCAGAGACAUGGACGGAGACCACGAUAAUACAGGAAUGCGUAAGAAUAGUAUUGGAGCCCUUCUGUCUGGUGCACGUCACAAUGAUGACGACGGUCCAGAUGAUGUACCACAUCAUGAAUCAAAACCUAGAGCAAAAAGUUCUUUGAUUGAAGAUCUCCAGAAUAUGGACCAGGGCUUUGAUUUUUCAUCCAUGGGGACUAUGGGAGACUUCUCAGGGUGGGGUUUUGGAGAUAGUGAUGUGGGCUCCAAGAAUGAUGAUAAUGAUGAUGAUGGUGGUGGUGGUGGUUGGAACCGUCGCAACAAUAGAGGCGGAGGAAGAGAUAACAGAGGAAGAGGUGUCGGCGGCAGAGAUCGAGGAGACAGAGAUGGUGGAGGAAGAGGAGGUGGCAGAGGAGGGAGAGGCGGAAGAGACAGGGAUGGUGGUGGAAGAGACAGGGAUGGAAGAAAUCAAAGCAGGGACAGAGGAAAUCGAAGAGACAGCUUCAACAAUGACUCAUGGAAACAGAAUGAUGACGACGAUGACAGAAAUGAUGACGGAGGUUGGAAAAAACCCAAUCGAGAAAGGGGUGGUGGUGGUGGAGGUGGCGGUGGCGGCAGCAGUGGUGGUGGAGCAGGAAAAGAUCGUGGCAACAUAAAGAAACCAGGAGACUGGACUUGUGGGGCAUGUGGCUUUGAUAACUUUGCUUCUCGUUCCCAGUGCUUCGAUUGUGGUGCAGACAAGAGCAACAAUAAAGGAGGCGGAGGAGGAGGAGGAGGGCGCCGGGAUUCAGGCUUUGAAGACCGUGGAAAUUUUGGUAACAUGGCUGGUGGCAAUGCCAGUUCUCUUGGAAAACGAAACCUCCCAGAGGAAGAGCCUCAACCAGAGCCUGAAAAACGGUCCAAGUUAGAUGCGGAUAUAUAUGGUCCGCCUAUGAUCACAAGCUGGACUGAUAUUAAAGAGUAUGAUGAUGAUCAUGAUGCACAGAUGUUCACUGAAGAAAAUCAGUAUCUAGCUCAGCGAUUUGGUGAAGGUGUAGUCAGAGUACGCUACACUAACCAAGGAGUGGUUGGCUAUUACUGUAUGAUAUGUGACGUUGAAAUGACAGGGGAAAAGCCCUUAGACCUACACUGCAAUGGUAUGAAGCACUUAAAGAAAAAGGAGAAGAGAGAUAAUCCUACACCAGAACCAAUGCAAAACCAGAAGAAAGAUAAAGGUUCUGGAUCAAGACCAAGGUUAUUACCCCCAGAAGCAUUUGGACGGGAGGGCGGAAAUGACCGUGACCGUGACCGUGGAAAGGAUCGAGACCGUCAAAAUAGAAAUAAUAGAAGUAGAUUUGAUGAUGAUUCAUACGACAACAGAGGAGGGAGAGGAAAUAUGGGACGUAACAGAGACAGAGAUAACUUUGGCGGCAGCGGCGGUGGAGGUGGAGGUGGUGGUAACUGGAAUCAAGGCAAUAAUCGUAAUGACUAUGGAGGGAAUGACAACUUCAACAAUCGUAAUCGUGGAGAUUUGUUACAUAUUAAAUCUAAUGUAUACAUGUUGAGAACAAGUCUUGUUUACACAUUUGGUGGAAUGUAG